AGUGAGAUAUCCGUCUAAAAAUAAACUUGCGUCUAGGAUAUAGUGUGUGGGUAUAACAUUAGAAACUCAACCGCAGCUAAAGACCAGUAUUUUCAGUGAGUGAUCCCGUAAUGUUCCUCGAUGUGAUUUUUAUACUGUUCUAUUUAAAGUGUACUAAUGACAUACUGUGUGAGACUACGCAAAACUUAUGCAAAUCUAAUCUUAGUCUACAAAUUUUCCAACUUGGAUAUUAUGUAAAAGGUUGUUGAGUUAUUUCAUUUGCUGAUUUGACAAAAAACAUAGCAGCCGGCAAAAUGGUGGUGCCAGAGGCUUCAAUUAAUAAUAUAAUGGGCGGCCUUGAAAGCACAGCUGGGGUCCGUCUACACAAUCAUCGAAGGAAACUCAAACAAAGAUUUGAUAUUGUAAGGAAACUAGGACAAGGUACUUAUGGAAAGGUACAACUGGGAAUAAACAAAGAAACUGGGCAAGAGGUUGCAAUCAAAACCAUAAAGAAAUGUAAAAUAGAGACUGAAGCUGACUUGAUACGCAUAAGGCGCGAAAUUCAAAUUAUGUCAUCAGUACAACACCCCAAUAUUAUCCACAUUUAUGAAGUUUUCGAAAAUAGAGAAAAAAUGGUGCUUGUGAUGGAGUAUGCGGCAGGAGGUGAACUCUACGAUUAUAUUUCGGAGAAAAAAGUUCUCAAUGAAGCCGAGGCCAGGAGAAUUUUCCGGCAAAUUGCUACAGCUGUUUACUAUUGUCAUAAGCACAAAAUAUGUCAUCGUGACUUGAAACUAGAGAAUGUUUUACUAGAUGAGCAUGGCAGUGCUAAGAUAGCUGAUUUCGGUCUAUCGAAUGUAUUCGAUGAAACACAUUUGCUGGGGACGUUUUGCGGCAGUCCUCUCUAUGCAUCGCCUGAAAUUGUUAAAGGCACUCCCUACCAUGGACCCGAAGUUGAUUGCUGGUCUUUAGGUGUCCUCCUAUACACAUUGGUUUACGGCUCAAUGCCUUUUGACGGAUCCAAUUUCAAAAGGCUGGUACGCCAAAUAUCACAGGGAGACUACUUCGAGCCUAAAAAACCAUCUCCCGCCUCGCCGCUAAUCGCCGAAAUGUUGAAAGUGAAUUCGGCUCGACGCGCUGAUAUAGUGGCGAUCUGCUCCCAUUGGUGGAUUGACAGUGGGGAGGCGGUGCCCUGCCUGGAGGUGGCCGAGGAGUUGGCCAAUCAGACGCCAGUGCGUCUGGAUCUGCUGCUCUCAUUGGCUCCCGCUGCUGUUGCCGCUGCGGCCAAUGAGAAGCUGCUCAUACCUGAACAGGAAGAAGAGGCGGCCCCAGCUAGUGAAUGCCCAGUGAGAUCUCAUUCUCUGGGUAGUCUUGCGGUCACACAGCCUAUUGACUUCCUAGCUGAGGAGGCUCAACGGUCUAAAAAAUCCGUCGACCCGAAACCGGACACAACAACUGAACGCAGGAAAGAGCGUUCGAAAAGCAAGCGCCGCGAACGCUCGUCGAGUCGCAACCGAAAACGGGACGAAUCCACACCGGAAUCCGACUCUUACACUGAAAAACCGCACCGAAAGUCGUCCAAAUCGAAGAAGAAACACCAGAAAACUGAGGAAACCCCGAAGAAAAUGGACGAUUCGGCGUCGACUAUUGCUGAUGAAAGUAUGGGGGAGGUGAGAGAAGUUGAGAAAAUUGAGGAAAAACAAGAGAAGAUGUUGGAAGACGAUUUGAAAAAUUCGGAAGUGGCAGAAAUUUUGCAGACUAUAAGUCAGUUGGAGAAGGAUUAUAAGGCGGAGGACGCAGCUAUUGAGAAGGGCGAAUAUUCGUUGGAUGACUAUAGGAUGGAAGAGGGGGAGAAGGGGAAGAUGAUAGAGGAGGCAAAGGAGGAGGUGAAGACAAAUGAGGAGGAGAAGAAGGAUGAGGAGAAGACAGUUGAAAAGGAACCUGACAAAACUGAACCUCAACCUACCACCGAACCAAAACCACCCAAAUCAGAGACCGUCAAGAAGGAGACACCGUCAAAGCCAGAUGACGACAAACCGUCAAAAUUGUCGUCAUCAAAACCUGAAGAUGACAAACCGAAAUCGUCGAAGCCGGAAAACGACAAAGUGAAACCAAAACUGGACGAUGACAAAACGAAACCUUCAAAAGCGGACGACGACAAACCGAAACCACUAAUGGAACGCCGCAAGUCGAAAAUCUUCGAGACGGCCGAAAAGUUUAGCCAGCUGCAAGAAAACGCCGCCUCAGCGAAACCGGUCGCUAAAAAGGUUUUCCUGCCGGGUGUCAAAGUAAGCGACGCCAAGCGAGCGUAUGAACGCAAGUCGUCGUUAGCUUCUUCGACGUCGAUGGGCGUCGUACGUCGCGGAUCAGUGGCGGACCAGUCGCAGUCGCGUCGCGGAUCGGUUGCGGAUCAGUCGCAGUCGCGUCGCGGGUCGGUUGCUGGUAACGAUCAGUCGCAGAGCGAUUUCGAUCGCAAGUUUUCGCUGGCGUCGACGGUGGCGCUGAAUAAGUUGGUGGAGGAUGUGGAGAAGCUGGCCAGGGCUGAGGAGGAGAGGGGGAAGCGGGAGAAGGAGGAGGAGGAGAAAGUGAAGGAGAAGGCCGAAGAAAGCAAAGAAGCGAAACAGAGCAAGGAGGAAACGGCAAAACCGGUGGAAGAGAAGAAAUCGGCUGAUAAACUUGUGGGAGAAGAGAAGACAAAAGCUAAAUCGUCCACGCCAGAAAAAGCCAAAGAGAAGUCGGUCUCACCGCCUGCAGCUGCCAAUACUCAAGUCAAGAAGAUACAGAAUGCUAUUCAGGUAAUUGGCAAUGCUAUUGACACAAAUAACGGUGAAAAGAAAGCAGCCACCCUGCCUCGUAGAAAGACGUCUAGGGCUGAAAUCAAACUGACUACACCCAAAACGGCGAAACCAGAAUACAGAAGCGAAGUGGAGCAUAUGGUAGCUGCAGCUCCACCCCCCACUCCACCCAGCGUGCAGCGUUCGGAGGUGGUGUUCCCAGUGGCAGCUGCUUCAACGAGUGCUUCACUCGGGGCGCUUGUUGCACCAGUAUCUGCCGUUGCAACCAGUGGGGCGCAUGCUGCAGCGGCGCAACAUCCCGUGCGUAGCAAAACGUUGCCUCCCAGAGAUGGAGGAGCACAGAGGGAGGUAGCACCUAGAGAGGGAUCAGUCACGCCCAGAGAGCACAUCAUUCCGAUUAGGUUUGAGGCGACGGGAGACGAGAGACCGCCCCCUGCGGUGAAAGCGGUUGAGAAGCAGAGACCGGUGUCUAGGACAAAUUCUAAGACCCUGUCACGCCAGAGCACAGCUGAUUCAGACUCUGGCAGUGUGGUGAGUCAGGGAGAGCCUAUCAGGAAGUCACCUCGGGAAGUUAUCAUCCCGAUAGCCGUAGAAGGAGGUGGAUUUGUCACGCCUAAUCUCGAGGCUGUCAACCGCAUGAGUUCGCUGACUGAGAGUGAUGACGAGUCGUCUGCCCACGGCUUCAGUCUGCACAGCACACGGCGACCGCACAAGCAGCUCGACACAGCAGACAGUGUCAGCUCUGACGAAGAUGACGACAAUUUCGAGAUUCUUACCGCCGAAAGUCUCUUCUCAGCGCUACUCUCCAAAGUUCGUAACCUGACACAUCGUCUCAAUACUGAAGAAACACGGCCGCCUGGUUUUCCCAGAUUAUUCAAUCAUCAUUCACUGUUUGAAAACUCGCCUAGUUUUUCGAGCCGUCGACUGUCGGAAGCGCGCUCGUUCAACCGUGCCGAUGUGCCCUGGAGACGCAGUCUGAGUCGAGACAGCAGUAGCACCCUGCCUAGAGAUUUCUCCACCCGUUCAUCAACUCUGCGUCCCAGUCUGCUUCACUCACGAAGCAUUGAACCCGGCACCUCGAAGCUUCCCCGCCGAUCCUCUCUCUCUCUCCGACAAACUUCGACUGAUGAAAAGCCUCCCGUCUACCGCGGUCAAAAGUUCCCGGCACGCAACUUAGUUCCAGAAACUGCCACCGGAGCGCUAGAUGCGUCCAGUGGUGCGUCUUCUAGUAGCAAACAACAGUCUAUGGUCAGAGAUGUAGAUGGUAAAAUGUAUACUAAUGAUUCAAAAGAGGUUGAAAACUAUAGUACCAGUAGUUAUUCUAGUAGUUUACAAGAUAAACAGUUUGUAGAUGAAGAUAGCAAAGGUUAUUCUAAAAAACUACAAGAUAAACAACAGGUUGUCAAUGAAGGUAGUAGUGGUUAUUCUAAUAAUUCACAAGAAAAAAAGGUUGUAAAUGAAGGUAGCAGAGGGUUUCCUAGUGGUUUACAAGAUAAUCAGGUUCUUAACAAUGGUGGCAGAGGUCUUUCCUCAAAUUUACAAGAAAAACAGGUUCUUAGCAGUGGAAAUAUCAACUCCCCAACUUCAAAUUCACCAAAUAAACAGGCUUUAGAUAGUGGUAGGUCCACUAGUUUACAAGAAAAUCGAUUUGGAAGUCGAGAAUAUUCCACAAAUUUACAAGAAAAACAGUCUUUAGAUUGUGAUAGAAGAGGGUUUUCUUCAAAUUUGCAAGAUGAUAGGAGAGGUUUUUCCUCGAAUUUACAAGAUAGACGGGAUACGGAUGAUAGGAUGAAACGGUAUAGCUUACAGGAGAGGCAGUCUAUGAUACGAGAAAUGAUGGACGAUAGGAUGAAGAGAAAUAGUAGAGAAGAGGGAGUGAGAGGUAGUUUUCUGGGAGAUAGGAGUUCUAUGAUAAGGGAAGUUGGUGAAGGGGAGACUAGAAGGAGUACUAGAGACGAGGUGGCUAAAAGAAGUACUAGGGAUGAGGGUAAAAGUAGCAACAUUGAAGCUAGAAGAUCAGGGAGUUUUUCGUCGAAUUUCUCGGACCGAAAUAGUUUGAUGAGAGAGUUGGGGACUGAGGAGAGAGGGAAAACUAGUGUGUCGCCAUAUUGGGACGAUAAGAGUAGUAACAGUGAUUUGUCCGAUAGUUAUAGAACAGCCAAGAAUUCGAGAUCAGUUUCUGUUGAGAAAAAUAACCCGCUAGAUAUGAGUUCAAGUGGGAGAGUGUUGGGUAGUUACAGCGAUCUAUCGGACGAUUCUAGAAAGUUGUCGAAGAUUGGGAGCGAUUUUUUGUCGAACGGAAGCGAACGUAGUCGGAAAAUUUCGGUGACAAAGAGAGAUGAAGUGAGAAGGGAGUCUGAUGUGGAGGGAGUGAGACGGGAGUACAACAGAAGUGUGUCGACCGACCGUAGACGGUUCAGCUACAUGGAGGGCACACUGAACUCCCCCUACGCUGCCUCGAAUAGAGUGGCCGAUAGUUUGAGGAGUCGACGGCACACUAAGGAUUUCUCGCUGACUUCUUCGGGCUCGUUCAGUGAGCGGAUAACGGCCAAAGAUAUUGAGAAGUUCAGGAGUGAGUUCCGGAGGACGAAUAGUGAGUCAGCUAGGUUGAAAGCUGCUGGGGAAACUAGUAAUAAUGUGGAUAGUUCUACUGAGAAUAGUUCGGCUAGUGAAGGAGGUAAUAAACCUGUGAAAAAAGCUGAUGUUGCAAAUAAUAAUUUGGUUGAGAAUGGUGGUAGUAAAUCUACUGUUGAUGAAAACAUAUCCCCGAAACAUGGUAGUAAAAACUUGACUGAUUGUAUGAAUGAUAACUCAUCUGGAGGUUCAGGUAUAAAUAGCAUGACAACUGAAAAUGGUUCUAAAGAUGACAGUAAAUCGGGAGAGAUUUCAACUAAUCAUCAACAAAUUAAGGAUGAAGAUUGUGAUAACUUGAGGAAAUUGGAUAACAGUUUGAAUGAGGGAGGUGAUUGUAAUGGUAAUAAGAAGUUGAAAAACAUCAAUGACGAUGUGACAAAGUACAAAAAACCUGAAAGUCCGUUGUCGUUCUCAAUGAAGGAAUCCAGUUAUCAAAAACCUCUGACAAAUACCCAGUAUACUACUAGGAGAAAGAGUUAUAUUUCGUCGGUACUAGACAGGGAAGAUGGGAGGGGGUUGUCGAGAAUCGCUGGACGUUCAGAAUCGAAUGGGAGUCCUGAUUUUCGUAGAUCAAUAUCGUUGAACCAGGGUGGCAACCCUGAAGAUUUCAGAAUUAAGGAUAGCAAGGGUGUAAGUGUGAGGAGAUCACACAGUGUCACCCCCGAUAGAUCGGUUUUGGGAAAGUAUUUAGGGGGUGAAAAGUCGAGUUCAGUGUUUUCUGAGGGGGAGAAGGUGGUUGGUAGAAAAUUGGAGGAUUAUAGUGGGGAAAGUGGAUUGGGAGACGGUCAAACGCCUUUGAGAAAUCGACGAAAAUCAAGGUUUCUACGGCCUGAUUUCUAUGACACGCCUCGUGAGGAGAGUGUCUACGUUAAGAAUGAUGGGGAAGUGUUGGGCAAGGAGGAGAAUAAGGAGGUUGAAGUGAAGAAAGGCAAGAAGAGUAGAGUGAAAGAAACGAUAAGGAGUCUGCGGGAAAGCAGUCUGCCGAAAGAGUGUGAUGUGGCUAUUAGUGAGUCAUCACUGAUCAAGAGGGCUGUGUCGUUGGAUGAUGUUUCCACAGUGGGUAGUAGUGGCGGUGGCGGGGGUAGGUCUAAACUGAAAACAUCGUCUCCACGUGCUAAACGAGCGUCGUCUGUUAGCAGUGAUCGUAGAGUGAUUGUGGAGCCGUUGGCGAAGAUUGAGAGCUUUGUCAAGAAUAAAAUGUCGAUGGAUAAGAGGAAGAAACGAGAAGAAAAGACUGAGGAGGAGAAGGAGUCGUUGAUGAGUAGGGUGGUGAGGAGAUUGAGCCCCAAGUUGGUGGGGAAAAGUUUCAGGAGGAGAUCGUGUGUUGGGGUGGCACCGAGUUUUGGGGAUGAACAGAAUGGGGAUAAAAGUGGCAGCGAAGCUAGAGCCGCCCGCAUCGCCAACCUGAAAAAGUUGGAUUUCUCGAAACCACACCGCAGCGCGGACUCCACCCCCAGUUUCGACGAUUAUGAUGAGUCAUCUCUGCUACUUUUGUCGCCCACCGACGACCAGAGCGACAGUUGGUCGGCGACUAGCGACUAUUUGGACGCGCGCGACUUUGCGGUGUCGCCGACGCUUCACUCGUCUGGCGCUGAGGAGAGUGUCAGCGAACGUAUCCGGCGGAAGAGUUUCUAUUCGAGGUUCAACCAGCUGAAGAAGAAGGUGGCCAAGAAUUUGCCGACGUCGGCGAGUGGCCAAUCAACGAGGUUGCCGACGCAGUCACGGUUGCCAACUUAUCGCAAGUCGAUGUCGUCCAGUUUGCCGAUUUCGGGUGGUAGCGCUGAUUCACAGCAGGUUGACAAAUAGAAUAGAAUUUAUUGUAUUACAAAACACUACAAAACACUACAUAAUCAAGCAUGACUAUAUCAAUCAGUAGUAUGCGCCAUGUAGAAACAAGUAACAAGUUAUAAAAUAGAGUCUCUAGAACAGAAGAUCAUGUUCAUGAACCCAACGCCAAAUCACACAUGAAACAACCGGAAAAACUCAUCAAUUGUGUACUACUACUACUGUUUAUAAUUACUGUGUGAUUGGGGUGAGAGUGUAAGAACGGCACAGUAUGAGAGAUUACCAGCGUCACAUAGCUUCACCAAAAACAAAAACUAGGACUAUCGGCUUGAGUUAACAGUGAAAUUUGGAAUAUAAACAACCUAUUCCAUGCGAUAUCUUUUUAUUUUUUACUUUCUCAAUGGUAUUGCUAAUUGAGACCCAACUGGAGUUGUCUACCAAUCUCAUCUAUACCAAUGUCUACCAAUUUAAACGCUGAUAUUAUUGGUAGUGGUGAACAACAGGUUGACAAAUGAGCCGAUUUAUUUGGGUAAUUUAUGUGGGUAAGGUUGGUUGAAAUGAACAUAGAUUUGUCAAACGAUGAGAAUGAUUGUUGUUGCUAACUUGAUUUGGGAAGAUAUUUUUGUGGUAAUGUUGGUGGUACUGAUAAGAUAAGAGAUGAGGGAUUGCUAAUUUGAUGGGAACUAAUAAUAAUGGAAUAGAUGGGAAUAACUUCAUACAUAUGUUGGUAGUUAAUACUGAUAAAAAGGUUGAUAGAAGAUGAAUGAUCGCUAAUUUGAUGGAAAUUAAUAUAAUGGAAUAGUCGAGAAAAACUUCAUACAUCUGUAAAAAUAUUAAAAUGCUUGGUUUUCCAAAAACUUUGCCGUGAAUGUACAUAGAUACUAGUACAAAGAUGAAAGGUUGUAUCUUGUAAAUCUAGAAAGAUUCAUCAGCAUAUACUGAUAAGUAAAAUGGUCUCGAUUUUUUCAUGUAGAUUGAUCAAGAUAAAUUAUCAAUUGAUUUCUGAUUAAUUAAUAGAUCAAUUGAAUAAAAUAUUACACUAUAUUGGAGCUUGGAGAUUGGUAAUGUAAGACGAAAAAAUAUAGCUUUCUUCUUAUGUACUUAUUAUAACAAGAAUCCCAUGUAAAAGUCAAAAUAACGAUGUGGAUGUAGUUCUUUUCAUGAUAUUUUCUCAAUAAAAAUUUAGACAUUUUUAUCGGUAUCUACAAAUAGUCAGCUACAAAUAUUCUCAUGAUCGUGUAGCCCUUGUAGAGAAAGCUUGUAUGUAGAGGGGUGUUCAUAAAAGGUGUACAAAUUCGGAAUUUACAUAAUAAACCAUGAGUAGACUUUUGUAGACCUUCUUAAAGCCUAAAUUUUGCCGAGAACUUCCCUGUUUUGAACCUGAAUUUCUGGGACUGUACUACUAAUCAAGAUCAUUGAAAUAGAGUUCUGAAUCUGAAACGCUGAAAAUCUAAACCCGAGCUGUAGUUCAGUUAUAUUAAGUUAGCUGAAUUAGUUUAUUAUUGUACUUAUGCUUGGAACUUAUGUUAUUUGAACUCGAGACCAUUAAUCUCUAACUUGAACUGUGGUUGAUUUUGAAACCCGAUUAAUCGAAAACAAAAACCAAGUUUGAUUUUCAAACUAAGUUUGAUCUUCAAACCACGUUUGAUUUUCAAACCAAGUUUGAACCCCGAUUCAAGUAUACACAUCAAAUUUAGUCACAUUAUGUGAUAUUUAUUGCUAACAAUAAUUAAAGACAACAAACCUAUGAACUUUCUGUGAAAUAUUAGAAGAUAUCGUACAAGCAGUUUAGCAAAUUAUUCGACUUUUUCAACAGUCAAUUUAUUAAAUGAAAAAGACUAAGAAAUUGUCAAAAAACACAGAUUUUUUGAUACAAGUAUCAUUUAAUAUGAAUAAUUACCACAAUAUCAACUUCUCAACUACACAAAAAGUCAAUUUAUUAAUGAAAAUAUUUAAAAUUUGACACUGUGUUAGCAAGCGAAAUCAAAAAAACAAUUCAAAUAUUGUAAAUAUCUUAUAAAUAAGUUGUUAUGUUGUAAGGUAUCUGAUUUUAUUUAUAACAAAGUAUUCAAAUUUAUUCAUCUUAGUUAUAAUAUUUUAAUAAAUUAUAAAUACACAUUGAAUCUUGUUUUCAUUGUGAAAUAAAACUGUUGUCACUAUUCAAUGCAUUGAAUUAAGAAGUGAUAAAUUUCACUAUCAAAAGGUGAAUAUUUCAUCAUCUUUUAUUGAUGAAUAAAAUUAAUAAAUAAUGCAAACUUAAUCUGUGAUCACUUUCUUAUUGUAUUGCUUUGAGCUUUAUUUACUUAUUUAUUUAUUUAUCUAUCUGAAAAUUCAAGCAAUAUCUUCUACACCAAUAACAAAGUUAACCUUGCUAGUAAAACCAAAGCUUAUUUAAUAAAUUGCUAUAAUUAUCACAUUAUUUAUCAAGCUAAACACUAAUCUCAAUAAUAUUAUUUAUUGGAACAUAUCUAGUCACGUUAAUUUAUUUUAUUAUUAAAUGGUUUUAUUUCGUAUUUUAUUAUCUUAUCCACUGUUGUGUCUCAUAUACGUUAAAUAUUUUAAAUUGAUGUAUUAUGAAAAUUCAUAGUUUAUAUUGAAUAUUGAAUUCCUAGAAAGUCUUGAAGAAUUUAUGAAAGUUUUCAAUAAAAUAGAAUUUUCUUUGAUUAAAAAAAAUGAAUUGGUUGCCAGAAAACACGAACAGGCAAUUUAAGUAAUUUCUUCUUUUAUUUUGGCUGUAUUUUAUUCUAUUUCUUCUAAUUUGUGAAUGUCAAGCUUUUUCCAAUUUAGUUGUUCUUCAAAAUUCAUCAUGCAUCAGUAAAAUAUUCUACUGCCCAAGAUUAGUUAGUGAGAUUAUUAAAUUUGCUUCUUUAAAUUUUACAAAUUCACCCGAAGUUUAUUAGGCUGAAUAACAAUUUUAAUUUGAUAUUACAAAUCUUAAUUUCAUGAGAUCUCGAUUGAAUUUUGAAUUACACUUCUAUUAGAAUAUACAAUCUUUCAAUAAUUUGUAGAAAAAUAAACAAUUUUUAGAAUCAAAUUAAAGUAUUCAAAGAGCAAUAAUCAACUUAGGUAAUUCGCUUUCAAAACCUUUACAUCCCAAAUUAAAUAAUUUUCUACAAAUAUUUAAGUAAAUAUUGAAAUGAGCUUUGGGAGAAUCCAGUGUUAUUGAGAAUUUUUCAAUAACUAGAGAUUUUGCAGUUCUCCCUAUAAUUGAUUUGCUUCUAAACUUGCAUUUCCAGAAUCUAAUGUGCCUUCUAGCAUUAAAUACUGUAGCUUGUCAAUAAAAUGUUCCUUCUCGCAUAAUAUCUAUCCAAAAAUAAUAAUUGUUAGUUAUUUUUGAAUGUAUAAACUAGAAUAGGAUAGAUUCAAUAGGGAGGAAAAAUCAAAACCACAAAUACGUCGUAAAAUUUAUGUUGAGAACCUGUAUAUUAAUAAGGUUGUAAAUUUCAUGUAUUAGCAUUUUGCUAAGAAUCUUUAAUGAUUGCAAUUUUUAACUAAAUGAAAAUAUAAUCAAAAAAUGAAAUGGAGAGAAUAAAAAAUUUUAAGACAGUAUUAACAAUUUGUUUUCUUAUUUUAAUUUAACAGUAGUUUAAAAUUGAUAGAAAUGAACAUUUCAAGUCAGUAUUAACAAUAUAUUUGUUUACAGAUCUAGUCCACAUCACUGGUUAUUUACUCUUAAUAUUUCAAUGAUCUUAACCAAUGUAAUUAGACUACAUAAUGUAUUUUUUGUAAACUUCACAGUUACUUUCAAAUUGUUUAUUAUUCUUUUCAGUAAUAGAUAGAGAUUGAUCUUGUUUGUAGUGGCAUAAGAUCAUUAUUAGGAAAUCUAUAAAUUUAUAAUAUAUAAACUUUAUAGUUUCAAUCUUGUUGAAAUUAUUUGUGGUGCUGUUUUGUAUUUUUGAAAUAUCCUUCGCUUAUAAAAAUGUAUUUAUAUAUAAUGUUGCAGUGGAGAAAUUAUUAUUAUUAUUAUUAUUACUUGAAAGCUUUUGAAAAAUGUUUGGUAUUGUUAAUAUAAAUAUAUUAUCUACUAUCCUACCCUUCUUAUAAAAAAUAACAUCGCAAUAUUAUUAUUACACUUGUAGUAAUAAUAUUGAUGAUAUAUUUUGUUACCAGUUUGUUAUGUAGUAUGUAAAUUCUAUUGAUUGAUGAAAUAAUAAUUAAUAUUGCGCACGCAGUGAAGAGUAAUGAAUGAUGUAUCAAAGUUUAUAUACUCUUGUUGCCAUAAAGCAAUAUUUUUUGAGAAAAUAAAGUAUUUGAAUAACAUU
Nilaparvata lugens (brown planthopper) is the source of this 11452-nucleotide messenger RNA. It is a transcript of the gene Nuak1, whose product is annotated as titin homolog. Gene Ontology annotation, molecular function: ATP binding; tau-protein kinase activity; protein serine/threonine kinase activity. The record is from RefSeq and is a predicted model, not a curated record. NCBI's taxonomy places the organism in Eukaryota, Metazoa, Arthropoda, Insecta, Hemiptera, Delphacidae. The transcript has 20 exons. The coding region runs from base 294 to 7211 and encodes 2305 amino acids. Gene Ontology annotation, biological process: protein phosphorylation; microtubule cytoskeleton organization; intracellular signal transduction. Gene Ontology annotation, cellular component: cytoplasm.